Molecule: messenger RNA, 1144 nt
Organism: Lolium rigidum
Lineage: Eukaryota; Viridiplantae; Streptophyta; Magnoliopsida; Poales; Poaceae
Product: acetylserotonin O-methyltransferase 1-like
Exons: 2
Coding region: 1-1089 (362 amino acids)
Biological process (GO): methylation
Molecular function (GO): S-adenosylmethionine-dependent methyltransferase activity; O-methyltransferase activity; protein dimerization activity
Source: RefSeq, a predicted model, not a curated record
AUGACGCUCAAGCUAUUGGCCGAAGUGAGCCCACAGGAGUUGCUCGUAUGUCUGGCGGAGCUCCAUAACCACUUUCUCGGCUACGUCAAGUCCAUGUCGCUCAAGUGCGCCGUGGAUUUGGGCAUCCCCGAAGCCAUCCACCGCCGCGGCGGCACCGCCACCCUCGCCGACAUCGCCACCGACACUAAGGUACAUCCGGCCAAAGUCGCCGACCUCCAGCGCGUGAUGGAACUGCUCACCGCUUCCGGCAUCUUCAGCACCAGCACCGACGGGGAAGACGACGUCCUGUACGGGCUGACCACCACGUGCCGUUUCCUCGUCGGCUGGCACAACCUGUCCCCUAUGGUGCCCUUCCUUCUGAACCCUCUCGUCGUCACGUCCUUCUUCAGCAUGCCCGACUGGUUCAGGAGUGAGCCGGCGCCGGCGGGCGCCGGGUCCCUCUUCGAACUGGCACACGGCUGCUCCCAGUGGGAGAGGGCGAGCAAGGACGCUGAAUUCAGCGGCGUCCUGAACGGCUCCAUGGCUGCCGAUAGCCAGGUCUUCCUCGAGGUCAUUAUUAUGGACAAGGGCCGCAUCUUCCGCGGCCUGAGCUCGCUCGUCGACGUCGGCGGCGGCAAGGGCGCCGGCACCAAGGCCAUCGCAAGUGCCUUCCCGCGCAUAAAGUGCACCGUCAUGGAUCUUCCUCACGUUAUCGCCGACGGCGCCGGCGCCGGCCAUGAAAACCUGCAGUUCGUAGCCGGUGACAUGUUCCAAUCCAUUCCAUCGGCGGAUGCCGUCGUACUCAAGAACAUUUUACAUGAUUGGGGCCAUGACGACUGUGUCAAGAUACUUCAACGUUGCAAGGAAGCCAUCCCUGCUAGAAAUGCUGGAGGAAAGGUGAUAAUCAUAGAUAUGGUAAGAGGACUAGCACAUGACGAGAAAAACAUAACGGAGAUGGAAGCCAUACAAAACCUAUUCAUGAUGUACAUCAACGGGGUGGAGCGAAACGAAAGCGAGUGGAAGGCUAUCUUUUCCGAUGCCGGGUUCAGCGGUGACUACAAAAUCAUGCCGGUGCUGGGUCCCUACUCAGUAAUCGAGAUCUACCCAUGAUACACCAACGAACUACCGCAUUAUAUAAUGGACAAAAUAACUUGCUCAUACCUGG